Molecule: messenger RNA, 694 nt
Organism: Corythoichthys intestinalis (scribbled pipefish)
Lineage: Eukaryota; Metazoa; Chordata; Actinopteri; Syngnathiformes; Syngnathidae
Product: metalloproteinase inhibitor 2-like
Exons: 5
Coding region: 18-650 (210 amino acids)
Biological process (GO): negative regulation of membrane protein ectodomain proteolysis; negative regulation of endopeptidase activity
Cellular component (GO): extracellular matrix
Molecular function (GO): metalloendopeptidase inhibitor activity; protease binding
Source: RefSeq, a predicted model, not a curated record
GCAGAGGAAAGAAGUUGAUGCCACAAAACAGUUACAACUCCUUACCUGCGGUCUUCACAAUGAAGGGUUUAGUGCUGGUCCUACUUCUGCUUCCUUUGUUGGGGCUCCAGGAAGGUGCUCGAGCCUGCAGCUGCCCCCAGACUCAUCCGCAGGAGACGUUUUGUCGAGCACAAGUCGGUAUCAGGGCCGUAGUUCUUGGGAGGACUGAAGUCAGACCUAUUGAUGACCUGACAGACUUUGGAUUUAAUAAUGUCAAGUAUGACAUCAAACUGAUCAAGCUGUUCAAGGGCCCGAAGAAAAAUUAUAAUGCAGUCUACACUGCAUCCAACUCUGCAGCGUGUGGAGUCAAUCUAAUCAAUGGCACGGAGUACUUCAUGUCAGGACGCCUGGAUUUCCACGGCUUUCUUCAAGUCGGCCUAUGCGGUUUUGUUCGGCCAUGGGAGGACAUGAGCUUCAUGCAGAAGAAAGGUGUAUCGCAGACCUACAAAACAGGCUGCAAUUGCAAGAUCACGAACUGCUACUCCAUCCCGUGCGGCAGCAGCUUCGCCGAAUGCUUGUGGCCGGACUUUCUGAUGUUUACGGUGUUCCGGAACUUUGCGUGCGUCGAGAAAAGCGACGGCUCUUGUGCCUGGUCCAGUUGGAUUGUCUAGGCCAAAAGAAUGUUUCAUGGACAUUGAAACCUUGUCAAAUAAAG